Teleopsis dalmanni is the source of this 1338-nucleotide messenger RNA. Its product is annotated as paramyosin, short form-like. NCBI's taxonomy places the organism in Eukaryota, Metazoa, Arthropoda, Insecta, Diptera, Diopsidae. The record is from RefSeq and is a predicted model, not a curated record. The annotation marks the transcript as partial. The transcript is spliced from 3 exons.
UCGACUGCAAAUGUUCGAUUGAUUAAUUGUUUUGAAAUUGCCUUAGACUAAUCAAUUCAGAAGACGAAAAGUGCAGUGAAUUUGUGGCAAUUAUUUUUGAAUAUUUUUAAUAAUUUAUUUAAAACUUAUUAAACUGAAAAAAGUGAAAAGAAAUAAUUGAUUACACAAUCAAGAAUUUUGCAUAUCUGAAAAGUAGAGAAUUUUCUAAUAACGCAAAAGGUUCGGAAUACGGUUUCAAAGUAAAUACCUUUUGAGGCCAACUUACGAUUGAAGUGUUAAAUAUUGUCUAUUAUGGAAUCAGAAAGAUUUCUACAAGUACAAUAUUUAGUUUGCUGAAAACAAACCGUCAACAAAAAGACGCAACCACAGGCCAAAAACGUCAGUCCGAAAAGAAAAUCGAGAAGAAAACUACAGGGAAAGACAAAGGCAACAAUAGCACGCACUACAAAUAUUUCUAUUGUAUCUUUAGAUUUUCUAUGUUAAGUACAAAUAGUAAAAUAUAAAUAAUUGUAGUAAAAUACAUAGCGAAACAAGCAAACAGUUAUACAUAUAUAUCUACUUGUACAAAUACUUCACUUCGAUCGAUCAAUCAGUUUGGCAAUAAAAACAUUAAUUGUCAGCAAAAACAGGCACCCUUUCAAAAUAAUACAAAGACACAUAUAGACACAAUAGAGACAACAACUAAUCUAACUAUAUACAUACUAACCGAUAAAACAGAAUCCCUCUCUGAGCAUAAUGGCACAAACUUAUAGUUUACGUCCCGCCCGUACCCGCCACAUGCGACAAUCCACCUAUGAGGACAAUUAUGGCUACACUAUGAAUUAUUAUCAGCCUAUGCUUGACUACUUAGAUGCAAAAGCAAAAGGUUUACAUACCGAUACAUUGCCACAUUUACCGUGGACAAGUGAGCGUGGCCUUAAACAAUAUCAUUCCUCUGUACCCGUACGUACAUAUACGACCGACGAGAUAAUACGUCUUUCGCGUGAAUGUGCUGCAAGAGCUGAUGAAAUUUUGCUAGAUUUUCGCGUAAAAAAGCGUACACCAUUUAGUGUAAAGAAGCUCGCGGACGCAUCGCGUGUUACUAAGCAUAUCGAACCGGAUACUAUUUUAGAUAGAUCUCGCGAACGUCGUCGCCGUCGUCAGGAGGAAUUAGAGGAUAUAAUACGCCGUGAUACCAUACGAAUACUCCAACGUAUACGUAAAAUGGAGCUCGAUAAUGAUUGUGCUAGAAUGUCAAAUGAGUUUAAAAGACAAAUUCGCGGUAAAUCGGCUUCAGCCAUUGCUCAAGCCCUACUCUCCGAAUCGGAACGUAAUAUGAAAACCGCCAAAAAAGAAGAA